AUGAAAGGACCAAUGAAAAUACUAAAAGUAUCAAAGAAACGAACCACUAAAGAACCAUCAAAGAAUGACAAAAGGACCAAAGAAUUACCAACAAAAGGACUAAAGAACUACCAAAGUACCAUCAAUGAAA
This is a messenger RNA of Funneliformis caledonium, 130 nucleotides long. The record is from the annotation of a GenBank genome assembly. Lineage: Eukaryota; Fungi; Glomeromycota; Glomeromycetes; Glomerales; Glomeraceae.